AUGGACACCCCGUCCGCGGCUAGACCCAAUCCCGACCGAACGAACUCAGGCUCAAGCGGAAAGACGCUACGCGCGGGGGAAAAGGCCGAAGACAAGACGAGUAGUGUCAAGUCUUCUAGGUUCCUCAGUCGAUACACCGGGGUGCUCGUUAUAAAGAGAAGUACGUCCGAGCCCGCAGUUUACCAUGGGCAGUUGAGUUCAGAGAGGAAAUAUGGCAGAUUCCAAAAUUUGAGAGAAAAGUACGAGCAGGUCACAGCCACCCAUGAACUGGUAGAGAAACAGCUCGCAAUCGCAAACGAGAAAGUGAAGAGGUUACAGGAGGAGUGCAAUUUGUUAUUAGAUGCAGUCGAUAUUGCUGUGCCUGCUCAGCCGACUCUGCGACAUUAUCUAGCGCAAGAUCCCAUACCCCCGCAAUAUCAUUCAUACCAAGUCCCAUUUCCUGCCGCCCCCAGUGCUACAACACCUCAACCAUCACAACCACCGCCUCCCUCAUCACCUCCGGUUCGUGUCAGCCGCAAAUCCAGCACACAGACGAAUGGAAAUGGAGUUAAGCGUAAAGUAGGGGCCCUACGCGCGUUACCUUCAAUGACGAUGUGCUAA
Fibroporia radiculosa is the source of this 600-nucleotide messenger RNA. RefSeq lists its product as uncharacterized. Lineage: Eukaryota; Fungi; Basidiomycota; Agaricomycetes; Polyporales; Fibroporiaceae. The record is from RefSeq and is a predicted model, not a curated record. The transcript has 4 exons. Bases 1 to 600 code for a protein of 199 amino acids.